Molecule: messenger RNA, 2191 nt
Organism: Lutra lutra (Eurasian river otter)
Lineage: Eukaryota; Metazoa; Chordata; Mammalia; Carnivora; Mustelidae
Gene: SLC10A7
Product: solute carrier family 10 member 7
Exons: 5
Coding region: 265-678 (137 amino acids)
Cellular component (GO): plasma membrane
Source: RefSeq, a predicted model, not a curated record
AGAUGCGCGUCUAUUGUGAGGCGCGUGGUAGUGAUGGCGGCGCUCUGUGAGACUUUCCUGUCACUGGAUACUACUACUCCCAGCCCUCCUCAAAGCCGCCUGAGCAACCCCCUGGUCUUUAGUUUACAAGUGGCAAUUUGACUUGCUCUGCUGCAUGUCUGGAGGGACCGCGGAAAGUGUGGAGACGCCCCGGGGAUUAAGCGAUCUCAGCGAAAAAAGAAAAAAAGCCAAACAAAUAAACAAAACCCACCCACCCUAACAAACAUGAGGCUGCUGGAGAGAAUGAGGAAAGAAUGGUUCAUGAUUGGAAUAGUGUUGGCGAUCGCCGGAGCUAAACUGGAGCCAUCCAUAGGGGUGAAUGGGGGACCAUUGAAACCAGAAAUAACUGUCUCCUACAUUGCUGUUGCAACAAUAUUCUUUAACAGCGGACUAUCGUUAAAAACAGAGGAGCUGACCAGUGCUUUGGUGCAUAUAAAACUGCACCUUUUCAUUCAGAUCUUUACACUUGCAUUCUUUCCAGCAACAAUAUGGCUUUUUCUCCAGCUUUUAUCAAUCACACCCAUCAAUGAAUGGCUUUUAAAAGGUUUGCAGACAGUAGGUUGCAUGCCUCCCCCUGUGUCUUCUGCAGUGAUUUUAACCAAGGCAGUUGGUGGAAAUGAGGCUGAAGAGAGGUCUUAGAUUGAGAGAUGGCCUGCUAAUGACAGUGGAGCAGCCAGAAUAGGAUGCUGGGUCCUUUUGACUGUGGGGCUGCUAUACGUGGAUUGCCUACCCCAGACCUCUUUUACCUGAAAAAGAAGAGCAUACCUGUCUUGUGUAAGCACUGUUAUUUGGAGUGGUUUUUUGUACGCAACUAAACUUGAUUACAAUUAAUGUAAUAUAUCUGAGUAUAAUUUUCAAAUAAUAGGAUAUGAUAAAGUAUGCUUAAUACUGGAACUACACUGAAUAUAAUUCAAAAUAAUAUAAUAUUUCGAAGCCACUUGAAGAGCAGUAGUUGUUCCUGGGUCCAUUAUAACUUAAUAGUGUGCAGUAUUAUAAAAAAUAUCUCAUUGGUUGUCUUGAAUUUUCUCUCUCUUGAUUCUUUUGGAAAUGCAGAUUAAUAUUGAGUAAUAGUUUUGUUAUUUAGCAGCAGUAUUUCCUAGUGCUAAAUACAAAAUUCUAGAUGUUUAGGAGAAUUGUUGGAAAUACUCUUUCUGGAAUCCUUUUAGCUAAUGUGUUCCGAGACUGACUUUGUGCUUUUUUGGUGGUGGUGUUUCUUGAGUGAUGAUGAUAAGAAUAUGUGUAUUAAAGUGUGACUGGUAAUUUUCUCAUGAAAUUUAUGCAUCUUUGGUCAAAGACAGAUAUGCAAAAUAAAAGAGCUCUGAUUUUUCAUUAUCUUUGACUUUUUAUAUUAUUUUGUAUCUGAUGUAAUUUUAUAAAAUCAUGGUGAAUAUACCUAACAUAAAAUUUACUAUUUUAACUAUUUUUAAGGAUAUAGUUUAUUGGCAUUAAAUACACUUAACUUACAUUGUUGUAUAAUCAUCCCCACCAUCCAUCUCCAGAACUUUGUCAUCUUCCCAAAAUAAAAAUACAUACUCAUUAAAUAAUAACUCUCCAUUCCUCUGACUUCCCAGCCAUGGCAACCAACUUUCUCAUUUUCUGUAUCCAUGAAUGUGACUACUCUAGAAACCUCAUCUAAGUGGAAUCAUAUAUUAUUUGUCUUUUUGUGACUUGCUUAUUCCUCACUAAUAUAAUAAAUCCUUUGCUUUGCUUGGGGAAUUAUUUAAUCACAAAUGAAUUAUUAUUGCUUAAGAUUGUCUUUUUUACAUUUAUCUUCUGAAAACUUUCAUCUGUAGUGGUAAUUCUAUGGAUGUUAACAGAGUGGAUGGUGUUAUGAUAAAAUAGGAUAUUGGAAUCGUUAAUUUAUGAAAUAUAGCCCAAGGUAAAAGUCACUGUAUAGUUUGGUGUUUUUAAUAUUAUAAAGGCAGUUGAAACUUAAAACAAGGACUUUAUAUUAACAGAUACUACAUAAGAGAUAAAUGUAUUAGGUAUUUUAGCUAAUCUGAUGAAUUUCUGGUCAUUCUGUAUAAGAACAUAGAGGUCAUAUUGUAGUGUACCAUUUGAUAUCAUGCAUUAUCUGAAUAUAUUAGAAAUAGAUAAAAUGUGAUUUUAGGAUAAAAUAUUAAAGUUCACAGAUGAAGCACUUUUCUCACUU